Messenger RNA from Anneissia japonica, 5014 nucleotides. Its product is annotated as acid phosphatase type 7-like. Gene Ontology annotation, molecular function: protein binding; metal ion binding; acid phosphatase activity. NCBI's taxonomy places the organism in Eukaryota, Metazoa, Echinodermata, Crinoidea, Comatulida, Comatulidae. The record is from RefSeq and is a predicted model, not a curated record. Bases 143 to 1591 code for a protein of 482 amino acids. The transcript has 9 exons.
UAUAUAUACACCUGUGAGGCGAGGCUGCUUGAGUAAGGAAGGACAUCCUAAAUUCCGAUAUAAUGAAUGAAAACUACUUUACUAUGUGUUGUUGCAGUUUAUAAUUCAAAUUUGUAUGUGAUGGUUGUAGAAUGCUUCUAACAUGCUGUACUCUCUGCCAAUCAUUUUAUUGCUGCUUUUAAAUGCUGUUGACAAGGUAACGCUAGGACAUGCUGAAUCACAAGAUGUCAAUGUUAAUACACAAGGGCCGAAACCACCUUUGGAUGUUGAAACCCUCAAAUUUCUGCACUCAAUAUAUGGAGGACUGGGCCCGGUGAUGAACAGUCCUCUCAAUCGAAAUCUAUCUCGUAGAUCCGUUAAUAUGCCUGCUACAAGGCCGGUUCCAGAGCAGAUUCACCUCUCCUAUGGAGACAACCCAAACGAAAUGGUCCUGGUUUGGAGCACCCCAGCCGCUGCACAGCCAUCUGUCCUGUAUGGCCUAGCCCCUGGUAACUGGAGUACAGAACAGUCUGGCAGCAGUCAAUACUUUCUUGAUGGGAACCAAGAUGGGCUAAAAUAUUUACAUAGGGUGAAGUUAAAGAAUUUAUUACCAGGUACUCGAUAUAGUUUCAAGGUGCGGGCAGAUGACGAAGAGAGUGAACCCUUCGAGUUCGCAACAAUGAGGGAUGGUGUCGACUGGGUUCCACAGCUUCUUAUCUAUGGUGACAUGGGGGUCAAGGGUGGUGCACCAACCUUGAGACCACUCAACCGUGAAGUUGCUUCGGGGGAAAUUGAUGCCAUCAUACACAUAGGUGACUUUGCGUAUGAUCUUCAUGACGAGGGUGGAAAGGUGGGCGAUGAUUUUAUGAACAGAAUUCAAAGCUUAGCCACAAAAGUUCCUUACAUGACAGUCGUUGGUAAUCACGAAAUUGCCCAUAAUUUCAACCACUACCGCUAUAGGUUCUCUAUGCCGAACACUGAUUGGCCAAUUCCAUUGAACAAGAUGUGGUACAGUUUCAACAUGGGCAAAGUUCACUUUGUCAUUUACUCAACUGAGGUUUUUUUCACUAGUGGCCCAGUUGAUGAGCAGUACCAGUGGUUACAGGCCGAUCUCACUCAAGCCAAUCAGAACCGAGAUAAACAGCCAUGGGUGAUUGCCCUCGGCCACCGGCCAAUGUACUGCUCCAAUACAGAUGGUGACGACUGCACUCGUGAAUUUUCUGACGUUCGCCUUGGUCUUGAAGACCUCUUUCAUUCAUAUGGAGUUGAUGUCGUCUUCCAGGGCCAUGAACAUUCAUAUGAACGUCUAUAUCCCAUAAUCAACUAUCAAGUUACAGCCAGGAACUACACCGAUCCUGAGGCUCCGGUACAUAUUAUCAGUGGUGCUGCUGGCUGUAAUGAAUUUAAUCACGUCUGUAUUAAUCCCAUGUUGGGCCCAAUCAAGCCUUGGUCUGCUUUCCGUGCCUGGUUGCCAGGCCUGUACAGCUAUGGUAAGCUAAAGGUGGCCAAUGCCACCCAUCUCCAUUGGCAGCAGAUCCUCUCAGUCAACAGCCAAGUAAUGGAUGAAGUGUGGAUCACUCAGAAUAAUCAUGGACCAUUCCAGUUUCGCUAAGACUUUUAAAUCAGGUACUCACUUCACCCAACAAUCUGCGGCCAACGCGAUUCCAUGGAGAAAUUAAUGCCAUGACCUUCAUGCAACGGAUUGUUUUUAAUGACGAUGCAACCAACAAUGCAACCGACAGUGCAACCGACAAUCAGUAGAGGGCGUCAUCUUUUGCUAACGGGUAGUGGCGUUAGAUUCGUCUUACGAUGGUCGUAUGAUGAGUGAGUAACUGGCUUAAAAUAUACUCUUAAAAAAAUUGGUAUAGAAACAUGCAGAAUCUUAUGCAAGGCUUGUAUACUUUCUUAAUAGCAAACUUUAUGAAACAGUGGCAACAAAAUUUUGGUUUUUUUUUUCAUAUUUCUUAUUUUGUGAAAUGAAUCACUUUACGAAAACCAUUGAGGUGGAAGAGAAAAUAAAAAUACAAUUUUCAGUGUAUAAAAGAUGACACAUGGGGUAAAAUGUAAUUGAGGGCGCAUAUAGGUCCUCGCUCGAGAUCUCAUGGUAGUAUACACAGUGCAAUAUGACGUGUAAGGCCAUUUCAAACCAUCUUUACUAUGAUUGUUAUUCUAUGAAAUUUUUGUUUGGCUACACAAAAUAAUUCAUUAUGCUUUAGUAUAUUUUUUACACCUUUCCAAUGGGCCCUUCUGUUGGUGGAUUAUACCAAAGAACAUGAGAUUUCGGUAAAUAUAUAAAACAUUACUUACAGUACCUUAAAUAAUAUUUUUUCCACUCUUUCAAUUUUACAGCGUAGUGUAAAGCAGUUCAGAAAUUUGAUUAAUAAAUGCUUUAAGAUGACAUCACAUCAUGACCAUAUAUAGGCACAUCAUGACUAUAUAUGGGCAUACAAUAUUUUUUUGUCAAAGAAAAAUUUGAUAGUGUGGACGGAGCUUUAUAUUAAUUGUGGCAGUGAGUGAAAAAAAAAUAGUAAUUUUUAAAUUUUUACAGCUUGCCAAAAAAAUUAAUGUUUUAAAAUUUCGUUUUUCAUUUUAAAUAAUUGUUAAAGUUACUCCUUACAAAUUUAUGGGUGCAGUUAUCAAGACACGUUUCUCUGCACAGGAAUGGUAGCCUCUGUCCAAAACUUUACCCAAGUAAACCCACAAAAAAAACUUUGAAUUCUAGUCAACCCCUACACAAACCAACUUGUUCCUGGUAGAUAGAUAAAGAACUCCAUUUUGUACCCAAGUAUUACUCAUACACAAACUAACGUAUACCAAAGAACUUCGCUACCCAUAGAGUAUUUGAAUUGUUUAAUACUGUAGCUCUCUUACGCUCUAGUCAAUUCAUACACAAUAACACAAAAUUUUCAACAAUAUUAAAAUAUUUUUGACUUUAUCAACAUACUUCGGACCUGUCAUAGAGGGCGCUGUUACACAGGCACUACUACACAUCCCACUUUGUUAGAAAUAUUAAUACAGUGAGGUUUUCCACUAUUUAAAGACCACUUUGGGACCGGAAUUUUGAUAGUUUUUUGCAUAUUUGAUCUUUAAAAAUAAUCAAUUAAUUACAGUAUUAUGAAAAUAUAAGAUAUGUAAGUGUUCUUUAAUUAGAACGGCCUUUUAAGAGGGAAACGUUUAUACGAGAACACAGUGUUAUGUAAAAUGAUUGGUUGAAGAUGGGUGUACAUAAAGAUAUGUAAAAUAUGUAUGAGCAAGGUACAAUAGUUAUAAAAUGAUCUGGGUGAAAGGUGAAGGGUGCAAGUUGUAAGGGUACUUAAAGAUGGGUGUAAAAUGUAUCGGGUACUUAAUAAAGGUAACGGGGUAGAGGUAGGAGAAUAACCCAUGACUCGGGAGUGUUGACCUUGUACCCAAAAUGAUUUGGGUGCAAGGUGAAGGGUGCAGGUUAUAAGUUAUAAGGGUACUUAAAGAUGGGUGUGAAAUGUAUCGGGUACUUAUAAAGGUAAAGGGGGUAGAGGUGGAAGAAUAACCCAUAACUCGCAGUGUCAUUGUGCUGAAUUGUGUAUAGGCGUGCUCCGUGACUACCUAGCCGUUGUAAAGAGGCGCUUAUAGUAGCUACAUUUUCACAUCAUUCCACGACGACUGGAGCUGAAGUGAACCAUAGCAUUGGGGUAACCCCCUACUCUUCCGAAAUAUGCAGUGGUUCUUUAAAGUGCACACGAGCCAUUGUACACUGAACCCCCAUUUUAAGUUCUUAUCUGAGAACACCUUAGUUCUACCAACUGAACCCUAUACGAGGAGCGAAGUUAGUAGCGCCCCUGCCUUACCGCUCGGCCACUUGACUCGUCCUAACUUAAUAAUAGACAGAAGAUGAUCGGUUCAAACAUGUUAAUAUGAUGAUGUUACAAAAUGUAUGGGCUAAAUGAUAGGUAAAAGGUUUAUCCUGGUACUAUAAAAUAAACUUGCUAAUUAGUAAUCACUUUCCCUCGUACUCUACUUGCCUUAUCCAAGCCCCCGGAAGUUCCAGCAUUUUAGCUUUACGCCACCCACUUUGAUUGCAUUUUUUUUUUUUAAUAGUUACUGAUUUUUUCUUAAAAAUAGUUGAAAGAAUACACAAUUAAAAUAACACAAUAAUCAAUACUUAUAAAACCAUUAUUGAAGGGUUUGCUCGUUAUUUAAUUUUCUAUUAAAAAUUAAGAAGAAAAUGUUUCUUUUUAAUUAAAAUUUUUAGGAAUUGUUAAGAAUAGUUAAAAGAAUACACAAUUAAAAUAACACAAUAAUCAAUAAUUAUCACUUAUAAAACUUUCAUUGAAGGGUUUGCUGGCUGUUUAAUUUUUAUAUAAAAAAAAUAAGAAGGAAGUGUUUUUUUCUUUAAUUGACAUUUUUAGGCCUGUUACUGAAUGGACACCUAAUUGCCCUGGGCUCCACUGCGUAGCACAGGCUGCACUGCCCAUUUCUACGUCUCUAAUGGUUAUAAAAAUAAUUGGUACAAGCUGUAUAGGUAGUGUAUAUGUAUAAGUACACAAUGUAUGGUAAUACAAAAUGAUGAAUGCUGCGUAGGAAGGUACUUAAGUAUGGCUAUAAAAGGUACCUAAAAAUUGGUAUAAAAUGUAUCAGGUAUGUAAUAAUAGGCAAAAGAUAAUGGGUACACAAACAUUUUUGGGCCUGUUACUGAAUGAACACCUAAUUGCCCUGGGUUCCAGUGCUUAGCACAGGCUGUACUGCCCAUUUCUACGUCACUAUUGGUUAUAAAAAUAAUCGGUACAAGCUGUAUAGGUACUGUAUAUGUAUGGGUACACAAUGUAUGGUUACAAAAUGAUGAAUGAUGCGUAGGAAGGUACUUAAGUAUGGCUAUAAAAGGUACCUAAAAAUUGGUAUAAAAUGUAUCAGGUAUGUAAUAAUAGGCAAAAGAUAAUGGGUACACAAAUUAUGAGGGUACAAGAUAUUUAUGUGUGAAUAGGCCUAAUGAUAAGUAAAAGGUGAUGGGUACAAAAUGUAUGGGUACAUAAUGAUAAACAAUAUAAGAUUACAAUGAGGG